GCUCGGCGGAUUCUAGCACUGCCUUCACGUUAGUGUGGCUCAGUCACCGGACGAUAGAAGAGCUCCGGGUUUUGGAGGGCUCCCCCGGGCAGGACUGCAGCAUGGGGCGGCCGGGGAUGUACGGAUUCAUGUGGGUCACUGCGGUGCUGCUCAGCCGAGGCGGAGGGAUCUAUGGUUUCCAGUGUCUUGAUACCUACAGACCGUGUCUCAAUGGCGCUAAGUGUACAAUGUAUUCUAAUGGAGAAGCUUCCUGCGUAUGUCUUACUGGUUGGAUUGGGGAACAAUGCCAAUUUAAAGAUCCAUGUGUGCCAACUCCUUGUGUCAAUGGUGGCGUCUGCCAGAGUUCUAUUAAAGGAGGAACUGUACAAUAUGAAUGUAGCUGCCCCAAGGGUUUCAGAGGACAAGAUUGCUCUCUCAUCGAUGCCUGUGCAUCCAACCCAUGUGAGAACGGGGCUCGUUGUACCAACUGGAAUGGGCGAUACAACUGUACAUGCCCCCCAGGAUACCAAGGACGAAGUUGCAGAGUGGAUAUUGAUGAAUGCCGAACUCCUGGCCUUUGUCAAAAUGGAGGCCAAUGUAUUAACACUGCUGGUUCGUUUCGCUGCCGCUGCCCUAGCAGCUUCACCGGCCAGUUAUGUGAAGUCCCUUACGUUCCAUGUUCACCUUCACAAUGCCAAAAUGGAGGCACCUGCCGACCAACUGGGGACCUCACAUACCAGUGUGUUUGCCUACCAGGUUUUGAAGGUCCAAACUGUGAGAUAAAUGUUGACGACUGCCCUGACCACAGAUGUAUGAAUGGUGGCACGUGUGUGGAUGGCGUGAACACCUAUAACUGCCAGUGUCCCCCGGAAUGGACAGGUCAGUUCUGUACAGAAGACGUGGAUGAAUGUCAACUCCAACCCAAUGCCUGCCACAACGGAGGGACCUGUUUCAACACCCUGGGCGGGCACACGUGCGUUUGCGUCAAUGGCUGGACGGGAGAAAGCUGCAGCGAGAACAUCGACGACUGCGCUACUGCUGUCUGUUUCAAUGGAGCCACCUGCCAUGAUCGGGUGGCUUCCUUCUACUGUGAAUGUCCCAUGGGCAAAACGGGUCUCCUAUGUCAUUUGGAGGACGCGUGUGUAAGCAACCCAUGCCACAAGGACGCAAUGUGCGACACUAACCCGGUGAAUGGACGUGCCAUCUGUACAUGCCCUCCUGGUUUUACAGGGGGAGCUUGUGAUCAAGAUGUGGAUGAAUGCUCAAUAGGUGCCAACCCUUGUGAACACUUCGGGCGCUGUGUGAACACUCAGGGUUCUUUUCAGUGUCAGUGCGGUCGGGGCUACACCGGGCCUCGCUGCGAAACGGAUGUGAAUGAGUGUCUGUCCACCCCUUGCCAGAACGAUGCCACCUGCUUGGACCGUAUUGGAGAGUUCACUUGUAUCUGCAUGGCUGGAUUUACCGGUACGUUCUGCGAGCUCAACAUCAAUGAGUGUGACAGCAGUCCAUGUGUUAAUGGCGGGGUCUGUAAAGAUGUGGUGAACGGAUUUACCUGUAGCUGUCCGGCUGGAUUUACGGGCUCAAUGUGUCAGAUUGACAUAGACGAGUGCGCCAGUACGCCCUGCAAGAACGGAGCCAAAUGUGUGGAUAGACCCAACGGUUACGAAUGUCGGUGUGCGGAGGGCUUUGAAGGACCUCUCUGUGAACGUAAUAUAAAUGAGUGUUCUCCUGACCCUUGUCACCAUGGAAAGUGCCGCGACGGCAUCGCCAGCUUCACCUGCACUUGUGAUCCUGGGUACACCGGCUAUCGCUGCGAGAACCAGAUCAAUGAAUGCCACAGUAGCCCUUGUCUGCAUGGAGGAAAAUGCAUUGACCUGGUCAACAAGUACUUGUGUUACUGUCAGCCGGGGACUUCAGGUGUUAACUGCGAAUACAAUUUCGAUGAAUGUUCCAGCAACCCAUGUGAAUACGGUGAAUGCAAAGACGGGAUAAACAGAUAUGACUGUGUGUGCAAACCAGGAUUUACAGGUCCCCUCUGUAAUGUAAAGGUGUCGCCCUGUGCAUCUAACCCUUGCCAAGCCGGAGGUAUCUGCCAGGUUAUGGACAGUGGCUUCCGAUGUGUCUGCCCUGAGGACGGAGGGCCUCGCGAUUCCCUGUGCAACCCCACUCAACCGUGUGUACCCAGGUGCAGUCACGGGACGUGCCGAAAAUCCAACGACGGGUAUGCUUGUGACUGCCACCCAGGCUGGCAUGGCAGGUCAUGUGACAGGCGAAGCACAGACAGCUGUUUCGGCACUUUUUGCCAGAACGGUGGAACCUGCAUGGUGGACCACACCGGAGUGCCUGUCUGCCGCUGCCGUGAUGGGUUUAUAGGAAAUUUGUGUGAGACCAAUAUCAAUGAGUGCGCCCCGGCCCCCUGUCUGAAUCAAGGGACGUGUGUGGACGGCAUUGCGGGAUACAGCUGUUUGUGUACACUGCCAUACACAGGUCAGACCUGUGAGACCCUGCUUGCCCCCUGCAGGCAUGAGCCCUGCCAUAAUGGUGGAAUCUGUACACCGACCCCAGACUAUGAGAGCUUCACCUGCACAUGUCCCCCUGGCUGGAAUGGUGAUUCUUGCGACAAUGAUGUGAACGAAUGCAAUCAAAACCCUUGCCAAAAUGGCGGCCAGUGCACCAACCUUCCAGGGUCCUACAACUGUGGCUGCAGACCAGGCUACACCGGGACGGACUGUGAGACGGAUAUCAAUGACUGUGCACCCAAUCCCUGUCUUAAUGGCGGCUCCUGCAGAGAUGGGAUAAACUCCUUUUCCUGCACCUGUCUUCCCGGAUUCACAGGAUCAAGAUGCACGAAUGAAGUUAAUGAAUGUAUAAGUAACCCUUGUCGCAACGGAGCGAGCUGCCUGGACUACGUAAAUAGCUAUGUGUGUAUUUGUGCACCUGGCUACACCGGACCAUUCUGUGAGAACAAUGUACAGGACUGCACAGAUAGUUCAUGCUUCAAUGGUGGUACGUGUGUGGAUGGCGUCAACACCUACACCUGUAUCUGCCGCCCCGGCUUCACGGGAUCUCACUGCCAGCAUGAAGUAAAUGAGUGUGACUCCCACCCCUGCCAGAACGGAGCCACGUGUGUGGACAAGGUGGAGUCCUAUCGCUGCAUCUGUCCUAAUGGAUACACGGGGACACAGUGUCAGAGUCUAGUGGAUCUGUGUCAGAGUUUUCCAUGCAAAAACGGUGGUCGUUGUGCACAGAAUGGUGCUUCUAUCCAAUGCGACUGCCCUCCAGGAUGGGCAGGAAUUUACUGUGACGUGCCCCGUGUCUCUUGUGAAGCGGCAGCCAGUAAAAAAGGUGUCCGUGUGGAUCAGCUUUGUCUCUCGGGAGGAACCUGUAGAACUACUGGCAACUCUCACAAGUGUUACUGCAGAGUGGGCUACACCGGAAGCUAUUGUGAGACCCCCAUCAAUCAGUGCGACCCGGACCCCUGUCAGAAUAGAGGCUCGUGUCAUAGCUACCUGGGUGGAUACGUGUGUGAAUGCCCAGCUGGAUUUGAAGGAAAGAACUGCGAGAUUGACAUAGAUGAGUGCCAGUCCCAUCCCUGCCAAAAUGGAGGGUCCUGCAUUGACUUGAUUGGGCGCUAUAUCUGCUCCUGUCCUCCUGGCACCCUCGGAGUGCUUUGCGAGAUCAAUGAGGACGACUGCUCCACCCUCACCAAUACAGGACAGCCGAAGUGCCUGAACAACGGGACCUGCGUGGAUAAAGUCGGUGGCUACCGUUGCAAUUGUCCUCCGGGUUACACUGGCGAGAGGUGUGAGGGCGACAUCAAUGAGUGCCUGUCUGGGCCUUGUGUUACCCACAACACCCGUGACUGCGUCCAGAUGGCCAAUGACUAUCAGUGCAUAUGCAAGAAUGGCUACACUGGUCGCCGAUGCCAGAGUGUGGUGAAUACCUGCGAGUCCCGUCCUUGUCAUAACGGCGGAGUUUGUCGGGUGACUGUAAAUACCCCUCUUGGCUACAUUUGUCGCUGCACCUCAGGUUUUACUGGUUCCUCUUGUGAGCACCCAGUGAAGUCCUGCAGAGACCUGACCUGUCCAUCUGGCUACACUUGUGUCCCUUCACCUCAGGGCCCUCGCUGUGUUUGCCCGCCUGGAAUUGAUUGCCGUCUUCUCAAUGCCACCAUGAUGACUCCUCGACUAGCCUCUUGUUCCCCUUCUCCGUGUCAAAACAACGCCCAAUGCGUGCAUUCUCCCAGCUUUCCCUACUUCAGUUGCAUUUGUCCCCCAGGCUUCUUAGGCGCACGGUGCGAUAGAAAAGCUCCGAUAGUCAAUUUCCCACCCCCGGCUCCAGAAUGUAGCCCGCCUCAAUGCCUUAAUAAAAUUGGUGAUGGCCAUUGUGAUAAGGAAUGCAGUUCUAAGGAGUGUCAAUACGACGGUGGAGAUUGCAUCUUUAAAAGAGAUGACCCGUGGAAGAACUGUCCCCGACAAGACUGCAGGGCCCGCUUCAACAACUCGCAGUGUGAUCCCCAGUGUACCACGGCUGAAUGCCUCUAUGAUAACUUUGACUGUCGAGGUGGAAGCGAACGCAGCUGCAACCCAGUCUAUGAACAAUACUGCAGAGACCAUUAUGGAGAUGGCCGCUGCGAUCAAGGAUGCAACUCUGAGGAAUGUGGCUGGGACGGUCUUGACUGUGCCGGAGGGCGAGAUGGAGAACAGCUAGCAAAUGGAGUGCUGGUCAUAGUGGUUCUACUUCCACCUGAGCAGCUCAUGAAGGAAAGCAAGUCAUUCCUGCAGAGGCUGAGUGCCAUCCUGAGGACCACACUGCGAUUCCGUGUGGACGAAAACGGGCAGUACAUGAUUAAACCCUACCGGAAAAGCCAGACAUCAGAACGACGUGUGAGGAGGGAGCUAGAUCAUGAUAUUAUAGGGUCUGAGGUUUCCCUGGAAAUUGAUAAUCGUUUAUGUAAGAAACAAGUGGAUGAAAAGGAGAUGUCUGAAUGCUUCCCUGAUACAGACAGUGCGGCGGACUACUUGGCGGCACUUAAUGCAGUAGACAUGCUACAUUUCCCAUACCCACUGAAAUCUAUAAUAAGUGAUAAAACGAAAGAAGAGUCUUCUGCUUUCCAUCUGCUGCCACUAGUAGCAGUGGCAGGACUACUGGUUUUAGUUGUGGCCGUGUUGGGUGUCCUGGUGUCUCGUAGAAAAAGAAACCAUAGCACUCUUUGGUUUCCUGAAGGAUUCAUCUUGAAGAAGGAAAGAGACCGCAGGGAGCCUGUUGGUCAAGAUGCACUUGGACUCAAGAACAUUGCCAAAGCUGAACGUCUCAUGGAAGAUCUAUCUGAAGACUGGACGGAGACAGACUGCCCUGAGACUAAGAGACUCAAGACUGAGGAGCUUUCACCGUGUCGCCAGGACCCCGUUGAUCCACGUCCCUGGACCCAGCACCACUUGGCGGCUGCAGAUAUUCGCCUUCCCCCAGCUACAGCGUUGACACCACCUCAGGGUGACUAUGAGAGCGAUGGCAUGGACGUCAAUGUUAGAGGGCCGGACGGAUUCACCCCACUUAUGCUGGCUUCCUUCCUUGGAGGUGGCCUGGAGCCUGAAUCACAAGAAGAGGAGGAAGAAGGGGAGGUUUCGGCUAUCGCUGACCUGAUUUGCCAAGGAGCUUCUCUCGGGGCUCAGACAGAUCGGACUGGUGAGACAGCGCUGCACCUUGCGGCUCGGUAUGCCCGGGCAGAUGCUGCCAAGAGGUUGCUGGAUGCCGGUGCAGACCCCAAUGCACAAGACAACACAGGCCGCACCCCGCUGCAUGCAGCUGUGGCUGCUGACGCACAAGGAGUUUUCCAGAUUCUGAUCAGGAACCGCUCCACAGAUCUGGAUGCUCGAAUGGGCGAUGGUUCCACAGCGCUAAUCUUGGCUGCCCGACUAGCAGUGGAGGGUAUGGUGGAAGAGCUGAUAGCCUGCCAUGCCGAUGUCAAUGCCGUCGAUGAACUUGGUAAAUCCGCUCUCCACUGGGCAGCGGCUGUCAACAAUAUUGAAGCUGCUGUGGCUCUGCUUAAGAAUGGCGCCAAUAAAGAUAUGCAGGACAGCAAGGAGGAAACGCCAUUGUUCCUGGCUGCCAGAGAGGGAAGUUACGAAGCCGCAAAAGUUCUUCUCGACCACUACGCCAACCGUGAAAUAACAGACCACAUGGACAGACUUCCCCGCGACAUAGCACAGGAGAGACUACACCAUGAUAUUGUUCAACUCCUGGAGGAACACAACACAGUCAGGGGGUCACAGGGGACAAUGGGAGGGCACACCAUGUCACCACUGCUCUGCCCUCCCAAUGGCUUCAUGGGAAACAUCAAGCAAAUGCCGCAAGGAAAGAAGAAUCGCCGGUCGGGCACCAAAUCUGGAGCAAGUCUAAAUCGGGGAGAGGCAAAGGAAGCCAAAAAUAGAAACAAGAAGCUGUCUCUUGACUGCCCCCCAGGGAGCGGAGGACUGAUGGAGAGCUCGGUUACCCUCUCACCAGUAGAUUCCCUUGAUUCACCCCGUGCUUACAGUGCUAAUCCUGGAUCUCCAGCUAUGCAGGCUGGUGGCACAUUUCACCUUGGCUCCAUAUCUGUGCCUUCCACCCCUCUUGUGAACGGGCUCAUGGAAGGGCCUUUUGCCGUGUCCCUGGCACGAUUAAAUGAGAUAGGAGAAUCUCAAGGAAACGCAAUACUGGCUCUGCAAGGAAGAGUGCCACUGCAGCGAGCACCAAGCUGUGUUGUCAAUGGGUUAAACCUGGGCAUGAUAAACCCAAACAAUAUGCCCUUUGCCUGGCAAGGCCCUGUGAAUCCGCAACACCAGGUACGCAAUGUAAUGGCAGGGGCUCCUGCAGGGUCUGUCCCUAACUUACAUCAGCUCCAUGCCCAGCAGGUCUUGAUGUUACAGAACCAGAUGGCCAUGCAAAGUCCCGUGAAGAUUCCAAUGGAGCAGUGCCAGAUGCCACCUAACACAACCCAUCUAAGGCAGCAGAGCAUGCCACAUGUAGCCGACAGGUCUGCUCAGCCUCUCACCCCUAAUGAAGGAAACUUCUUUAAGCAGCAAAGUGUUCCUAAUGAAGGCAGCAUACAGACGCCACCAACGGUGCCAGCCCCGUCUCAGCAGACCUUCGCUCCUUCUCAAGAAGAAACCCCUAAACACUACCUGCACAUCCCAAGUGAGCACCCAUAUCUGACACCUUCUCCAGAGUCACCAGAGCAAUGGUCCAGCCCAUCACCUCACUCAGUAUCCGAGUGGUCCGACGCCACCCCGAGCCCUGUGGUAGUUGGAGGUACACAAGGCCAGACAUCGCACCUACCUGAGCAAGCCACCAACAUGCAGGUGUUUGCCUGACCUGCCACGUACUUCCUAAAUGUUCUGUAGGUGCCUUCACAUCUUGCCUUCACUUAGACUCUUUGGCGUUCCACUCUCUAUACGCCACCUUACGGCGGUGCCCUUCCUGCCAGUUUGCUCUUUCUUACUCUACAAAAAAAAUGAAGUCUCAAGUGACUCUGUAAGAAUGUUUUAUGACGGGACCAUGAAGAAAAAAAACGAAAACUUCUCUACAAGGGGGACCAUUAUAUAUAUUUGUAUUUUUUGUAAAGACUAUUUCGUAACAGUAAACUUUUUUUUGUUGUUAUGGGAAGGAGAAAAGACAAACUUUGUUCUAUCCGCUGAUAUAAAAUGUAUUAAGUGCAAGGAAAAAAAACAAUGUUACAAUUUUUAAGGAGGGCGAUUCCUUACCCCUUUUUAAAGAAAAAAAAAAAGCUAUUGUCACUGCCCUAUGCUGCUCCACUUUUGGGGGUUAAUUUUGACUUUAGAUGGACUUUUAAUAUACAAGAUUUUUAUUUUUAAUUCCCCUGGUUUUUAUUUUUAUUUUUUUAAAGAAAUCCUUGUGGACUGUGUCCGAAAGAUGAAAACGGUACGGAAUUUAGCAAGAAGUGUCUGUAGAAAAGAUUUUAAGCUUUUACUUCUCUUGUCAGAAUAAAAUUGCCACCUAAUUUACUAUUCGAUGUUGAAAAAGAAAAAAAAUUCUAUAUACAUUUUUGACAACUUCUGAACAUAAGGGCGUAAAGGCUGCAAAUUGCUUUUGCUUGCCAUCAGUUUUAAAUCGGUCUAAUGUAGUUUCCUCCUAAUUUGUAAGUAGUUGUUCUCGUAUGAGAAUAAAAUUAUAAGGAAGUUGGAAUGGAGGAAAUUGAAAGAAAAUUUUUUUUUUUUAAUAUUGGCCAGCUUUCAAAUUUUUUAAGAAUUGCUUCAAAUUUCACUCUGAAGCUUUUUUUAUUUUAUUUUAUUUUUUAUUUUUUUUAUGCAUUUUUGCUUACAAUGCCCUGUGGUUAAUAGGGGAAAGAAGACUUUUUGGUGUUACCAAGAUUGUAAUACUUAAAUUGUAUAAUGUUAGGCUGUAGCCACAUAUAUAUGUCUAUAUAUAUAUAUAUAUAUAUAUAUUUAAAUAUAUAUAUAUAUUUUUUGUGUACUGGGUAUACAUAGAAGAAAUUAACCUUUUUUUUCUUUGUUUUUGCAAAUGUGCGAUAUAGACACGGUAAAGGAACCUGUUGAAUCAAGCAAGGAGGAUAUUAUUAAUAUACAAAAUUGUACAUUAUUUAUACUGUGGUAUAAAUACAUAUAUAUAUAAAUAUGCACACAUCUAGGUCAUGAUUUGUGUAUAAUUUUUUUUACACUGCCUUAUGAAUGGUUUUUGUUUUGUUUUUUUAUGCAUUAAGUACAGUCUAACUGCCUGCACCAUUUGACGCUGGGGGGGUUGUUCCUCUUCAGAAUUUUUUAUAUAUUUUUUUUUUAUUUUACAAAUUUCAAAGCAUGAUGCCCAUGAAUUAAAAAAUUGGAAUAGUUGAUGCCAGGGUAUGACAACCAGUAAGUCAUUUUGACAGCUAACCGAUUCAGGCACUGCCAGCAAACCAUAGGCUACAGAGCAAAUGUGGGUUGUGCACUAACACCGGUUACCUUUUUUUAUUUUCAUUUUUUUUUUUUUAUAUAACCACUCAGUCUUAAAUAUUUCAUGACCAAAAAAAUAUGCAUUUUUUUUAUUUUUACGGAAAAACAUUGAGGGAGUUUUUUUUUUAUACACUUUUUUUUCUCAUUUUAAUAAAUAGAACAUGUUAGAUAUUUUUUAUUAAUAAUCAAUAUGUAUAUUUUAUUACUCUUGACAUAAUGUCCCUUUUUUUAAGAAAUAAUAAAAGUUAUUAAAAAAAAUGUAGCUUUAUACUUUGU
Hyla sarda is the source of this 9203-nucleotide messenger RNA. It is a transcript of the gene NOTCH3, whose product is annotated as notch receptor 3. The record is from RefSeq and is a predicted model, not a curated record. The coding region runs from base 102 to 7331 and encodes 2409 amino acids. Lineage: Eukaryota; Metazoa; Chordata; Amphibia; Anura; Hylidae. The transcript has 34 exons. Gene Ontology annotation, biological process: multicellular organism development; Notch signaling pathway; regulation of DNA-templated transcription. Gene Ontology annotation, molecular function: signaling receptor activity; Notch binding; calcium ion binding. Gene Ontology annotation, cellular component: membrane.